Messenger RNA from Sclerotinia sclerotiorum 1980 UF-70, 1491 nucleotides. RefSeq lists its product as hypothetical. The record is from RefSeq and is a predicted model, not a curated record. Gene Ontology annotation, biological process: transmembrane transport; spermidine transport; spermine transport. Gene Ontology annotation, molecular function: spermidine transmembrane transporter activity; spermine transmembrane transporter activity. The transcript is spliced from 5 exons. The coding region runs from base 1 to 1491 and encodes 496 amino acids. NCBI's taxonomy places the organism in Eukaryota, Fungi, Ascomycota, Leotiomycetes, Helotiales, Sclerotiniaceae.
AUGGAUGAGUCAAAGAGCACAGCAGGUACUUCUUGCUCUGAUGAUAUAAGUGAGAAACAGGAACCUCAAUUUUGUUUGAGAUGGGAGAGGUAUUCAUACGCACCGCAGCGGCCUCGAGGCACUUCAAUCAUUCUAAGAGACGAUGAAAAUGCUCGUAAUCUCUCUCCUGUCAUUAAAUAUGCCAUCUCUAUUGCGGUUUUAUACACAGCUUUUGUGGCAACCUUUGGAAAUUCGACCUAUACUGGAGGUAUGCCGGGUGUCAUGACAUCUUUUGGGACUUCCAAGACACUGGCCACCAUUCCAAUAUCUUGCUACUCUGCGGGACUUGGUAUCGGUGCAUUAUUCUCAACGGCAUUUUCGGAAGUCUUCGGUAGAAGAAUAGUCUACAGAGUCACUGCACCAUUAGCAUUGGUUUUCACGCUUUUAGGAGGUUGUGCUACAAACUUUGGUACUGUUGCUAUCGCCCGAGCACUCGCUGGUCUCUUCGCAUCUCCUUGUCUGACAGUCGGCGGAGGAAUUAUAAGCGAUAUAUGGAAUAUAAGUCUUGAGAAAACUGGAACCAUAUUUGCUGCGUUGUUUGUACUUUUUGUCGUCGCUGGUACCCAAACUGGGCCAAUGGCCGGUGCAGCGAUAAUAACGAAUCAUUCAUGGCGAUGGGAGUUCUGGGUUUCAGCUAUCCUUUUCGGAGGAUCUACCAUCAUUGCCUAUCUACUUCCCGAAACAUACCAACCACAAUUACUCCGUCAACGAGCGGAAGCUAGAAUGGGCCUUAUUACCACCAGAGCUACACUUACCAGACUCGUUCUUACUUCUCUCGGAAGACCUUUACAUAUGCUCUUGGUUGAGCCCACAGUUUUUCCAACUAGUCUAGUUAUGGCCAUAACACAAUCUGUUGUCUUUUCAUAUUUUGUUUCUUAUGCUACUCUAUUUCAAGAAAUUUAUCAUCAUUCUCCUUAUGCGGUUGGAAUGGCAUUUUUCCCUUUGAUAGUUGGGAGUAUAACGGCAAUUCCCACAAUUGUCAUCUUCGAUCAAAUAUUUUACCGAAAACCAAGAAUUGAAGCAAUUCGAACAGGGACAAAGGUGGCACCAGAAAAGCGUUUAUAUCCAGCAAUGCUAGGGUCCAUCACACUUCCGAUUUCUUUAUUCUGGCUAGCAUGGACAGGUCGCGCAGAUAUCCCAUCAAUCGUCCCCAUUCUUUCUGGUGGACUAUUCGGCUUCUCAUUUGUCCUAACAAUGCUAUGCCUCCCAGUUUAUCACAGCGACUUCUACACUGCUCACUACAGCGCCUCAAUGUUAGCUGCCUUAACAUUCAUGCGCUUCUUCAUCUCAGCCUCUUUUCCACUCAUCACACCAACAAUACUCGAUAAACUUGGCUUUACAUGGGCUACUUCAAUGCUAGGAUUCAUUACUAUAGCUUUGAUACCAAUACCUUGGAUCUUAUAUCGUUUCGGUCCAUAUUUGAGAACGAAAAGUCGAUAUAUACAGGCAUAA